UGCCCCCCCCCCCCCCCCCCCCCCUCUCUCUCUAGCCUCGAUCCUUUCUCUCUCUCUAGAGUAUCUUCGUUACCCAGUUUCGAGAUCAGGGUAUUACUCAAUCCGCAGAAUUGGACCUCGAAUCGUAUUAAUUUUGAUUCGUGGGGUUGGAUUUUUUUUUUCCAUUCUUGAGUUCUUGAAUUUGGGGCGGCCGGUUGUGGGAAUUCGAGGGGUUGUGGCCAGUUGGGGGUUCUUGAUUGCGAUUUCAUUUGAUAAUGCCCGCGACGGAUUACCAGGGCUCGCACAUCGGCCGUUCGAUCCUCAGCCUCCGGCGCGAUCAGGUGGCUGCCCACUCGAUGGAAGGCGGGUCCGCCCACGAGGCCACUGGCCUCGAGGUCGAGCUUGAGGCGUUCCAGCGCCAGGUUACGGAACGGUUCCUCGACCUCUCCUCUGCCGGCCCCGACGAGCUGCUCUCCCUCUCGUGGGUCCGCAGGCUCCUCGACGCGUUCCUCUGCUGCCAGGAGGAGUUCAGGGCGAUCCUGUUCAAUAACCGGGCCCUGGUGUCACGUCCCCCGAUGGACCGGUUGAUUGCGGAGUUCAAUGAGAGGACUGUGAAGGCCCUCGACGUGUGUAAUGCGAUAAGGGAUGGGAUUGAACGGAUCAGGCAGUGGCAGAAGCUGUUGGAGAUUGUUUUGUGCGCGUUGGAAAAUCAGAGGAAUUUGGGGGAGGGCCAAUUCCGCCGAGCGAAGAAGGCCCUGAUUGAUUUAGCCAUUGCAAUGCUCGACGAGAAGGAUUCUGGUUCCACUGUGGCUCACAGGAACCGUUCCUUUGGGCGGAACAACAAUUCAUCCAGGGAUCAUCGGUCGGUGGGUCAUUUCAGGUCGCUCUCUUGGAGCGUAUCGAGGUCUUGGUCUGCUGCCAAGCAGAUUCAGGCCAUAGGGAAUAAUCUCUCCGCCCCGAAAGGGAAUGAAAUUGUGGCAACGAAUGGUCUUUCUGUGGCCGUCUUCACGAUGGCCUCAGUCCUCCUGUUUGUAAUGUGGGCCCUGGUGGCUGCAAUCCCGUGCCAGGACCGCGGUCUGCAAGCCCAUUUCUCUAUCCCGAGGCAGUACACAUGGGCUGCCCCGGUGCUUUCGCUCCACGACAGGAUCGUGGAAGAGUCCAAGAAAAGGGAACGGAAAAAUGCCUGUGGGCUGCUGAGGGAGAUUUAUCAGGUUGAAAAGUGCUCGAGAAUGAUGAGCGAGAUGGUGGAUUCAGUUCAAUUCCCAUUGACUGAGGAGAAGGAAGGGGAGGUGAGGCAGAGAAUCCAGGAAGUGGUUCAAGUGUUUGAUUCCGUGAAGGAAGGUUUGGACCCACUGGAGCGGCAAGUUAGGGAGGUCUUCCAUCGGAUUGUCCGGAGCCGAGCCGAGGGGCUCGAUUACAUGGGAAGAGCAAACAGUCAUGAAUGAAACCUGCAAAGUCUGCAAGACUUUGGUGUUGUAACUGAGAAGAAUGUCCCCUGUUGAGGCUUGCAGAACUGAAAUAAAAGGGUCAGCAGAUGGACUAGCUUGUAAAGAAUCCGCCCCGAAAUUCAUGCAGAGUAAAGAAAAUCGAUUUAGAAUAUUGGACGGACCUUCAUAGGUCCGGUGAUGCUUGCUAUUGCAGCUGUAAAAUCGAAUUUCUUAAGACUCUAUUGUAUCUUGAUACUCUUAUCUAAUUUUUGUUAAACUGGUCUGUCUGGUCCAUAUUUGCAAAGAUGAUGUUCUCAUCAAAUUUUGAGUGAAUAUGCAGUAAAUAAAUUUUGUGUUACCCUUUA
Messenger RNA from Punica granatum (pomegranate), 1771 nucleotides. Lineage: Eukaryota; Viridiplantae; Streptophyta; Magnoliopsida; Myrtales; Lythraceae. The record is from RefSeq and is a predicted model, not a curated record.